This is a messenger RNA of Homalodisca vitripennis (glassy-winged sharpshooter), 2338 nucleotides long. Its product is annotated as electron transfer flavoprotein beta subunit lysine methyltransferase-like. Lineage: Eukaryota; Metazoa; Arthropoda; Insecta; Hemiptera; Cicadellidae. Gene Ontology annotation, biological process: peptidyl-lysine trimethylation. The transcript has 4 exons. The record is from RefSeq and is a predicted model, not a curated record. Gene Ontology annotation, cellular component: mitochondrial matrix. The coding region runs from base 290 to 1057 and encodes 255 amino acids. Gene Ontology annotation, molecular function: protein-lysine N-methyltransferase activity.
AGCCUCUGUUCAUUAAAUUAUCAGAUUUAGGUGUUGAAUUACUAGUCUUGGUUUAUAAUGAUGCUUAUUUUGUCAACAAAGAUUAGAUUUACUAGUGGUUUUUGGGAGUUAUUUCAUCUGUAAAAAAUAGAAGGAUAAGAAAAAUACAAGUAUCGUAUAACUCAUACAGUAUUUUUAAUGAGUAAUAAACUAUAUACAAUUGACGGUUUUCAAUUAAAAGUAUGGAAUAGGUGUGGUAGUGCUGUUUAAAAGACUGUAAAAAUUUCUUAAAUAAUAAACCAUUUUAACAAUGUUGUAUUCUUUUAUAUUAAUUUCUUUGGCUGUUUCGAUCUCAUUUCAACAAGAUCCUUCACUAGACACAAAUGCAUGGUUAGAAAAGUAUGACAAAUAUAGGAAGGUAAUUGAAGAAAAUACUGAGAUAACCAAUGAAGAUAAUUUAACUCCAGAAAUUCGUCUCCAUUUAAUCACUCCAAAGAGCAGACUAUGGAAUGCGAAAACUCAAGAUUCGCCAUUUAAAGACAGUCCCUUUUUUGCAUUUUAUUGGGCUGGUGGUCAGGGGUUAACCAGAUACGUUUUAGACCACCCAGAAAUAGUGAGGGGACAGAGAGUGUUGGAUCUAGGUAGUGGUUGUGGAGCCACCGCUAUAGCUGCUGCGAGGUGUGGUGCCAAGUCGGUCACUGCCAACGACAUUGAUCCUUUGCGAUGUUUACUGACAGAAAUGAAUGCUCGGUUAAACAAAGUGGCUGUCAACGUAACUGACACCGACCUUAUCAGCUCUAUGAAGAUAGGAACUGCAGAGGACUGGAAUGUUGUGCUGGUGGGUGACAUGUUCUAUGAGAACCCUCUUGCAGACAAAUUAGUGAAGUGGUUGCGGAGUGCGAAGCUUGCAGGGAAGUUUAUUUACAUCGGGGACCCAGGGCGGUAUCUCUUCGUCACCACCAAGGACAGGCCUGGAAAUUUUUUCGCCCAUAUAAUCAGAUACAAGUUGGGAAUGAAAAUGUUCCAAGACCAUGGAGUCGUUGAUACAGAUGUGUGGAAAUUGUUUCAUCUCUCCUGAUGUAUAAAAGUGCUGCAAAAGUACUUAGAAUCGUACAACUACAAAAUUGAUUUUAGUUUAAAAGAGAUCAAGUUUUGUGUGUAAAUUAUUUUGUACUGUUAGAAGUACUUCUGCAUCAAACACAGCUUUUACUCACUAUACUCUUAAAUUAUAUACUCUUUUUAGUAUUUUUAAACUCUUAAUACUUUCUAGAGGUUUACAACUUGCUUGUUGUAUUAAGAACUGCUACUUUAUGGUAUGCUUCUUCUGAAGAUUUGUUUGUCAGUUCCUUUUGAGUCCAAUAGUAUAAUGAACAUGGAUGGACAAUGAAAUCUAGUGCUCUAAAAAACCUAGUUCCUUAUUUUAAUAAAACGGCUAAAUUUGAUAUGGAUCCCCAAAAUUUGAAUAGCUAAUGUUGCAAACAAGUAAAUUAGUUUUGAAUUUGUUUCUAUCAUCUAUCCUGGAAAUUGGUAGCUAAAUAAAAAUAUACGAGUUGAAAAAAGUUUUCAUACAUAUGUGUAAAAUUCAAAACAAAAACAUGGGAUGCAUGGUUGGUACAUUUAUGCAUCAAUUAUCCACUUUUUAUGCCCCAUGUGUUUGUUUGGAAUUGUACAAGUAUUUUCUUAUGUGGUAAAAUUAAGUGUUAUAACAUUUUAGUAAAUUCGGAAUAGGAUUAUGGAUCUGUACGAUGUAGGGAAAAUUAUUUUACUCCAUUUAAAAAACAUGUUUUUAGAAAAGGUUUUUAUUAACAUCAUUACUUAAAGUUGAUGUAAUUUAUAGCAUUAAGAAAUCAUAUCGCUAAUUUAACACUUGAUAAAAUAAACUAUUGGCUGAAAGUGCUCAGUGUCUGAAAGCAAUUUUAAAAUUCAGUUUGGUUUGAAUUUUAAAAGAUUUUUUUACCAGUAAAAAUGGAACUUUUAUCACUUUUAAGUGUUUAUCAUUUCUGUUAGAAACACCCCCUCACAUUUUUUCAAAACACCAAACAAGUUCUAACAGAUACUAAGAAUUUCCUGUAUUUUUAUUGUAAAAAUAGUUGCUUUUAAGUCUAAUUUGUCAACAAAUAGAUUUUUUAAUUGGUUCAUUUUAUUUCUUAACUUUUAAUACAGAUUGUAUGCUAAAAUGUAUAUUUUUUUUUAGCAAUGUUUAAUGAUGUUUUAUAGUAAUUUCUUGUUCUAAUGUUAGUUUUAUGUACAUUAUAUUUAUUGAGAGAAAACAUGUAUCAAACAAUAUAAAACACUCUUAUGUUUUUCAUGUUAAUUGGUCGGUUAGUACAAACUAAACAUUUUAACUAAGGCUGUGUGU